Messenger RNA from Vicia faba (fava bean), 3129 nucleotides. Lineage: Eukaryota; Viridiplantae; Streptophyta; Magnoliopsida; Fabales; Fabaceae. The record is from the annotation of a GenBank genome assembly.
AUGUAUUCAUCUUCCUCCUCCUCCUCCUCAAACCCCCGAUGGAUUCACGACGUCUUCAUCAACUUCAGAGGCGAAGACACUCGCAGAACCUUCGUCUCCCAUCUCUACGCCGUCCUCUCAAACGCCGGAAUCAACACUUUCCUCGACAACGAGAAGCUCGAAAAAGGCGAGGACAUUCGAAACGAACUAGUUCAAUCGAUUGGAGUAUCGCGCAUAUCAAUCGUCGUUUUCUCCAAAGGCUACACCGAAUCUAGUUGGUGUUUAAACGAAUUGGAUAAGAUCAUGGAGUGUCGUAGAACUCUAGGUCAAGUCGUUUUGCCUGUGUUUUAUGAUGUUGAGCCUUCUGUUGUUCGCCAUCAGAAAGGGGAGUUUGGUAAAGCUUUGGAAGUUAGUGCUAAGAGUCGAUAUAUAAUUGAGGAAGUGAUGCAGAAGGUUUUGACUAGAUGGAAAAAGGUCUUGACUGACGCUUCCUAUUUAUCUGGUUGGGAAGGAAGCGCUUUCAGGAGUGACCGUGAAUUAGUAAAGAAAAUUGUUGAUGCCAUUUUGCCAAAACUAGACAACACAUCCUUGCCGAUUACUGACUUUCCAGUUGGAUUAGAGUUCCAUGUGAAACAAGUGGUUCAGUUGAUUAAGAAACAACCGAGCGAUGUUUGUAUGGUAGGGAUCUGGGGCAUGGGAGGAUCGGGUAAAACAACUGUAGCCAAAGCCAUAUACAAUCAAAUUCAUCGUACAUUUGAUUGUAUAAGUUUCAUUGAGAAUAUUAGAGAAGUUUGUGAACACGAUAGUAGAGGGCACAUUCAUUUACAACAACAACUUCUUUCGGAUGUCCUUAAAACAAAGGAGAAGAUACAUAGUAUUGCGUCGGGGACAACUAGGAUCCAAAAAGUGCUUUCCGGAAAAAAAUCACUUGUUGUACUUGAUGAUGUGACAGAUUUUCAGCAAAUAAAAGCCCUGUGUGGAAAUCAUAAAAGUUUUGGUUCUGGAAGUGUAUUAAUUGUUACAACCAGGGAUGUCCACAUACUUAAGUUACUUAAAGUUUCUGUCUAUGAAAUGAAGGAAAUGCACAAAAAUGAGUCUCUUGAGCUUUUUUGUUGGCAUGCUUUUAGACUAGCAAGUCCGAGAGGAGGCUAUAGUGAGCUCUCAAGAAAUGUGGUUGCUUAUUGUGGAGGGUUACCGCUGGCUCUUGAAGUCCUUGGAUCCUACUUAUUUGAGAGGUCAAAACAAGAAUGGAUAAGUGUACUAUCAAAGUUAGAAAGAAUUCCCAAUGAUCAAGUGCAUGAGAAACUGAGAAUAAGCUAUGAUGGUUUGAAGGAUGACAUGGAAAAGGAUAUAUUUCUCGACAUAUGUUGUUUCUUUAUCGGUAAGGACAGAGCCUAUGUUACAGAGAUACUAAAUGGCUGUGGACUUUAUGCUGAUAUUGGAAUAGCUGUCCUCAUUGAUCGGAGUCUCCUAAAAGUUGAGAAGAAUAACAAGCUUGGAAUGCAUGAUUUAAUAAGAGACAUGGGAAGAGAAAUUGUCCGCGGAAUUUCUGCUAGAGAGCCUGGGAAGCGUAGUCGGUUGUGGUUUCACGAAGAUGUACACGAUGUUUUGGAAAAAAAUACUGGAACAGAAACUGUUGAGGCAUUGAUUUUGAACUUGCAAAGAACAGGAAGAGUUAGCUACAGUACCAAUGCUUUUCAAGACAUGCAGAAACUGAGACUUUUACAACUUGAUCGUGUUGACCUCACUGGAGAUUUUGGUAAUUUUUCCAAACAACUGAGAUGGGUCAAUUGGCAACGACCUGCCUUCAACUUUGUACCCAACGGCUUUGAUCAGGGAAAUCUCGUUGUUUUUGAAUUAAAACAUAGCAAUGUUAACCAAGUUUGGAAGGAAGCCAAGUUGUUGCAGAAGCUAAAAGUUCUCAAUCUCAGUCAUUCUAGGCACUUGAAAAGCACCCCUGACUUUUCAAAAUUACCGAAUCUAGAAAAGCUCAUUAUGAAGGAUUGUCAAAGUUUAUCCAACGUACACCCGUCCAUUGGAGAUCUCAAGAAUCUCCUUCUCAUAAACUUGAAGGACUGUACAAGUCUUGGCUAUCUUCCAAAAGAGAUCUAUCAAUUGAGAUCUGUAAUAACUCUCAUCUUUUCUGGUUGCUCAAAGAUUAACAAAUUGGAAGAAGAUAUAGGGCAAAUGGAAUCCUUGACAACUCUAAUUGCAGCAAAUACUGGUGUCAAACAAGUUCCCCAUUCAAUAGUAAGAUCAAAAAGCAUUGGAUAUAUAUCCCUAUGUGGAUAUGAAGGUUUAUCGCGUGAUAUUUUUCCUGCUAUCAUUUGGUCUUUGACGUCACCAACGAUGAAUUCCUUAGCACAUAUUCCCCCUUUCGGUGGCAUGUCAAUGUCUCUUGUUUCCUUGGAUAUAGAUGGUAAAAAUUUUGGUUUGGUCAAUCAAUCAGCAAUUCUUAGCAGCAGCUCAGAACUUAGAAGAAUUUGUGUACAAUGUCACUCAGAGAUUCAACUGAAAGAAGAAUUAAGAAGAUUUCUGUAUGAUCUUACUGAGUUGGAAACAUCACAUACUUCACAAACCUCGGAUCUUUUCUUUAAAUCUGUUUUGUUUGGAAUGGGAAGUUGCCAAAUAAUGAAUGAGACUCUUGGCAAGAGCUUAUCGCAGGGAUUGACAACCAAUAAGUCUAGUGCUUCUUUCCUUCCGAGAAACAAUUUACCCGCUCGGUUAGUAUAUACAUCUGAAGGACCUUCAAUAUACAAGAGAGACACAAUAAUGUCCUUUAAUGAUGAAGAUUGGAAGGGUGUACUAUCAAAUUUAGGAGUUGGUGAAGAUGUAGAGAUUUAUGUAGCUUUUGGGCAUGGAUUGACAGUUAAGGAGACUACUGUCUAUCUAAUAUAUGGUGAGUCAACUGUCAUGGAAAAUGAGCCAUCAAUUACUGUGGAAGUUGAACCAAUACCUGAAGUGGAGGUGCAACCGUCACCUGAUGUGAAAACAGAGCCAUCACCUGGAGUGGAAGCACAACGAUCGCCUGAUGUGAAGAUGGAGUCACCACUUACUGUCAAGAAUGAGCCAUUACCGAAGCCAAAUGAAAAAUUCUUUGCAAGACUUGCAAAGAGAGUGGGCGGAUGUUUAUGCUUGAACCAUAAUUGA